GCAAGCACCGGUCGUAGCCGUUCGUUUUCGUCAUAACGGAAGCUAUCGUCCGAAGUAGAUCAAUCCCUUUUUUCCCGUUCAUCGUUCAGCGUUUUUGAAGAUCAGGAAACAGCACACAGUGGGGCAACAACACUUAAUCGAUUGAACCUCCGAUCGUCCGCGGAACACAAAACGGGCCCGAUUCUUCGUCGCCGCGGCCUGCUUGUGUUUUGUUAUUGUUCCGUCUGACAACUGCGUCCAUGUCCACGUGUCCCCACCAUGGAAAUGUCCGAGCUGUCCGUGUUGCAAUUCCCGGAGGAAAUCGUUCAGCCUUUUACACUGAGCUGUGUCGACAACGCGCUGACCGUGUGCACGAAAGAGCACACGCUCGUGCUGCAACUCAAAUACCGGCACAUUGCCGAAGAAGCCACAAUGAACUAUGAAAUGACGCGCGUGAAAUGCUCGACGGAGCGUCCGACGGGCCGGUUGCUAGCAAACGAAAUCGCACUGUACGGGGCCAGCAAUGGCGAGGAACGGAAGCGUAUCAUGCUCGAUCAGACGCUCUUCCCCAACACGGCCAAAGUUUACGUCGGCAACGUACAGUCUUGGCUUUCACCCCGUGGUACAUUUACCGACAUUCCGGACGAACAGCUGCUGGCGAAUCUCACCAACAUGGGCCAGCUUACCGUUUACCGUCAGGAUGCGGUGUGGCCUUUGAAUUGGAACGUACACGCCAACGUUUCGGAAUGUUGGCUGCAGUACAUCUACGACAAUCGAAACCUCGAAACGUUCGAGGAGCUUCGCCGAAUGGCGGACGAAGUGUUGAUCACGUGUUUCUGCUGGGCGGACCAGGUGCACCGACAUCCGGUGCAGUUCUGCUUCGGUACCCGACGGGGGAAGAUUGUGCUGUGCCAUCUUUUCCCGGGCUCCGAUCAGCAGAUCGUGCAUGUGCACCAGGCAGAAGAAACGGCAGUUCUGUUGAAACACGUCACGGUAAGCACCGAGGAAUGUCUGUUGGUGGCCGGCAUGCAGAGUGGUCAAAUUGGGCUGUACCACUUCCGCAGUGCACAGCAAACGGUCGGCUUCAAACGCAUCGCCAAACUGUUUGAACAAGACUUGCCCGCCUCAGCCAUCGAGUUUGAGGUUGAUCACGCAAAGCGCCUUCUGCUGCUACUCGUAGUAAAAGGUACUCACCUGCUGGCAAUUCAGACCACCUUUGAUGGUAGAGUCGUCGCUAGUACCACACUGGAUCUGGAAAACUUUAUGAUCACAGGACUGCAACAACUGGAAGAGCGUCAAUACGUCGUCUGUACGAUGCCGGGGGCCAAGUUCCUGGUUAUCGUUAGCGCAAGCAAUCUUGCGAUGCAGAAAAUGGAAAUUAAACAUGAUCUCAACGUUGACUCGUACGCCCUGUACGGGCUAGCCGCCACGCGCACCCGCUCCUGCUGGAUGGUUCUCGGAUAUCCUUCGAAGCGCUUCGACCACCUAACGCUGCGCUUCCCGACCUCCUUGUUUUUCGUGAAAUUUAAGGAACGUAACGCAAUGAACGCACUACUGAUGAACAAUUCUCGCCAGCUUGCCGAAUAUUACGACGCCGCCGAAGUGGUACGCUUCGAUACCCAUCGCAAUCAGGAAUCGUUGAACAAAAUGGAACAGUAUUUGACGGAAACGGAGGUACCGAAUCAGACGGACCCGUACCUCCUGAAGCUCCAGCUGGUGCUGCUUGGUGCGAAGAUUGCCUACAACAAGAAGCGUAACAUGAUCGUAACGGAAAUCCUGCACAAUCAGUUUCAGUACAUCUGCACCAUUCUGGAGGUGAUUGGAGCCUGCCGGGUGCUGAACUAUCUUUCCGAGCUGGCAAGCGAAAACUUAGAACCACUCAACACACUGCAGCAAAUGUCGAUUCGAUGUUUGCGCCGCUUCAUACGCACCAUCCUGGACGACACGUUUCCCGGUGACUACGAGUAUCUUCACACCAACGUUAAACCGCAGCUACAGAGCGUCCUGCAGCGAACGGAUCGUGUCUACACGGCCGACGUCGUCGAAGAAACGUGUUCGUUCUGCGAUGCACCGAUCGUACAGAGCAAGGGCACCUGCCACGAUGAACAUCCCGUGUUUCGCUGCCAGGUGACGAAGUUACAGAUCCCAAUCGAUGCUGUUGAAGUCAACUGCCGUAUGUGCCAG
This is a messenger RNA of Anopheles bellator, 2163 nucleotides long. RefSeq lists its product as uncharacterized. The transcript is spliced from 2 exons. The record is from RefSeq and is a predicted model, not a curated record. Lineage: Eukaryota; Metazoa; Arthropoda; Insecta; Diptera; Culicidae. The annotation marks the transcript as partial. Gene Ontology annotation, molecular function: protein binding.